AUGACUGAAGAAGACCUACCGGACUGCCGGGCGAGGCAGGUGUGCAGCAAGGUAGAUCUAUACGACGCGACUCAACCUUGGAUCGAGAGGAAGUGUCGUUGUUUGGGACAUAAGCCGUGUUCCAGCGAUCUAUCUGGAGAAGACAAUCAUACGUUGUCGGACAAGACGACACUAUACAAGACGUGUGAGCCGAUAAAGAGAUUGCCUAAGUGCCGCUAUUUCAAAGACGCCGCCUGGACUAUAUACUCGUUCCCGGACACGAAUGCGACGCAGCAGAUCGUCAAUUGCCACUGCCCGAAAGCCUCUAUGACGUAUCUGCUGAAGAAACUGUCGUAUACGACACCUAGCGGGGAACUCGGGAACCAGUACCAGUUCGCCUGCUCGCCCCAAAGCAGGCUGCGGUGCUCGAGGAAGGAGCCGUGCAAGCUGUUCAGCGUGCGGCGGAGGCACGAGCAGAUUGACGAGGUGAACGCCAGCACCAUCUGCCAGUGCCCCAGGGACCACACGUGCCCCAGGCACCACACGGAGCCAGGCGUGCUGCCCGGGGUCACGUACGCCGCCGAGGACAUCCGCACUUACCACGGCUACUGCAUGCCGGACCCGAGCCUGGACACCUACAGGUUCGUGGGCGACAAGGAC
Molecule: messenger RNA, 639 nt
Organism: Iphiclides podalirius (scarce swallowtail)
Lineage: Eukaryota; Metazoa; Arthropoda; Insecta; Lepidoptera; Papilionidae
Source: the annotation of a GenBank genome assembly